GAGGGACGUUCGAGAAGUGUGCUCUAGUGAGUUUAGCACAGUUCUGCCUGUGGCACUGAUCAGCAUUGUUUAGAAAUGAGCCUCUUCACAGCACUGCUAGGCUGCCUACUCUUGCCCUCUUUGUCUUCCUUGGAUGCAAGUAAAAUGAACAUCACUAACUUUCCUGAGAGAAUUACAGCAAGAGUGGGAGAUUCAGUUCAGAUGGUUUGCUGCUGGGAGACACAGCUGCAGAAUCUUGAGCAACUAAGACUGGAAUGGUGGAAGAACAAUCAGUCUAAACUGUCAUCUUUGAACUAUAAGAAAGUGAAGGGGGCUCAGAGAUGUGAAGAGAAUAAAUACACUUAUUGUGUUUCCAGGAACUGUUCUGAGAUGACAAUUCCAAGUGUGUCUGAGAACGAUACGGGAUCAUACUCAUGUAAAAUAAUUAUUGAGAUCCCUCUGCUAAUGAUGGCACAAGGACUUGGAACGACUCUAAUAGUGAAUGCAAAAGAAACAGACACACAGGGGAGCUCUGCUGUUCUUACUGUGUUUCCAAUAUUGUUAGUGUUACUGGGCGUGAGUCUUCUGUGGUACUGGAAAAGAAAGAAACUUACAUCCUAUGGUCCAGGUCUGGCCCCUAGGAUAGCUGAUGCAGCACCUGGAGAAUCAGGGGCACUGGACCAGGGGGAGGAGGACAGGCAUAAUGAGAUCAUGGAGGAAAAUUCAAACUCCUCUCCGGGCUCAACUCACUGGGCACUGUCUGCGAUUUAUGAAUCCUUUGACUAUUUUAAUCUCCAUGACUGAAAAAAGGAGAAGAGCAGGUUAACUCAACAUUCCUGGCAGAUGAUGUGUACAUCUUUCUAACAGUUUUAUGUCAGUACUUCAGUACUAAGAACAAUUAAACCUGUUCAAGAACUUCUGCAAGAGUUAACUAACAAAUUUAAACAAAAACUGUGAUGUUGCUGGAAAUGACUACAGGGUAGGAGCAGUAUGAUAUUACUUCGCUGUUUAUACUUCAUGUGAGAUGAGGUAACAGGUGGAAUUUGUUUAGUUAAUCUGAAGUUAUUCGGGUUGUACUUCAAACAUACACUCUACACUGCAAAUAUAAAACAUGAGAAUAUAACACGUGGUCAUAAGGACAGCUUCAUGGUAUCUGAUUUUGACAGAAAGAUAUCUAAGACAUACAGAAAAAACAGAUUUUUUUUGUUUUGUAAAUACGUUGUAAUUAAGAAAAAAGUUUCCUUCAGAGACAUUUACUAUUGAGAAGCAAUGUGAAUUUUGUCGAAAGGACAGUUACAUGGAGUCACUGGUGCCUAAGUUGUUUCUUCAUGAUGAAUGUACUUCCAGCUUCACCUGUGACUGUCGUUGCCAGGACUCUGUGAGUUGAAAGCCUGUCGUGUACCUGCUGUUAAAACACUCUCUUUCCCUCGCAGUCAAAGAGUGAAAAUGUGCUCUUGUAGAUGGAAAUCUCUAGCUACCAAAAAAAAAAACAAUGUUCAGUGCCAUGCAGAUCAAUGUGAUAAUCAACUGACACAUCGGAAUAAUAAUGAAACAGUGUGGAAGUCCCCUGGCUAGUCUUACAGUGUAGACAUGAAAUCCACGUAUGACCGGAGACUUCAUAUAAAUUUAAUUAUUUACACGAGGAGAUCAGCGAAGCAGCUGAGGACUCAAGUGCAAAUCUCUGGGCCUCUGUGUUAUGCAGGAGAAAAGGGAGAUCAAGAACAGGCACUGUGCCACCAGCAGAACAUUAACUCAUGCUGGAAGCACAGGGCAGUGUUACCUUUGUUUCUGAAUGCUAAUUUAUGAGCAAUUUGUUUGCUGUUUUAACUUUAAGUUUUAAAUGAGUUUUUUUCUAGUUUCUGCCGCAGUAUUAUUUCCAUAAUAUUGUUCUGCAGAAUCUAAGGGUUUUUUGAAAACCAAUGAGCAUUCUUAGAAAUAAAGACCAGAAUUAAAAUUAAAACAUUUUAAGGUACAGUAUAAUAAAUUGCGCUGGUGAGGUUUUCUUAGAUUGAAAUAGACAAUCGUAAUUAUCAGAUGAAAAAUCAUUCCAAUUGCUCUAGUUCUUGUGCAGUUCAAUAUCUCACAGAAUUGGUAAUAUUUGCCACCAUGUGUAAAAAUAUUUGACACCUCUAACCAUUCAUUUACAAAAAUAGGUGUGACACUGUGUCACUGCAAAUGUGACUAAAACUGUGUUUGUAGUUUCUUUCAGGUACAGGAUGUUUAGAACAAAAAUAAAAAAGGUGAGCUUGAACUAUAUUUCAGAAAAUGGUGCAGAUUUUGUACCACUGAGUUUGUACCACAGCUUAUUUGAAAUAUAUGCAUCACAAGCAUUUCUGGUGUGACAUUGCUAUCCAUGUCUGAAAAAGAAAGAGUAGCUUCUUCUUCUGUUUUGAAGAGCACAGUCUAAUUUAAUAUUUUUAAAAGACUGCAAAGUAACUACUUUCAAUAUUUUCCCUACAUUGUAAAUCCAGUUGUGUUUUUCAAAUGUAUAGAAAUUUUGCUAUUAAAAAAUAAAACAA
Lepisosteus oculatus (spotted gar) is the source of this 2498-nucleotide messenger RNA. RefSeq lists its product as uncharacterized. NCBI's taxonomy places the organism in Eukaryota, Metazoa, Chordata, Actinopteri, Semionotiformes, Lepisosteidae. Gene Ontology annotation, biological process: B cell differentiation; B cell receptor signaling pathway. The record is from RefSeq and is a predicted model, not a curated record. Gene Ontology annotation, cellular component: B cell receptor complex; external side of plasma membrane.